This is a messenger RNA of Prorocentrum cordatum, 744 nucleotides long. Lineage: Eukaryota; Dinophyceae; Prorocentrales; Prorocentraceae. The record is from the annotation of a GenBank genome assembly.
AUGCGGCCGGCAGCGAGGGGCUCGGUGGCGGCCCGGCCGCGCCGGCUGGGCGCCGGACUUGGCAGGGCGCGGGCGUGUGACGGCGUCGGGCACCCGGUGUUCUUCUUCCAGCGGGAGAGGCCGUGCUUGCUCGGCAUCGAAGGCCUUGAGGCGCUGCUGGACUUCCCCACCGCCGUCGGCGAAGCGCGGCGGGAGCUGGCGGGCGCAGCACAGCUGGAGCCGCUGGCGCUGGUGAGCGCGGUGGACUCGGCCUCGAAUCGGCUAUGCCGCAUAGCCGACGCGGCGGAGCUGUGCAGGUCAGUCUUUGGUUCCACCAGGAAUGUGCACCCAGACGAGAAGUUCGUGGCGAGCGCGAACGAGGUCAACCUCGACUCCACCAUGUACGAGGGCAUGCGGCGGGCGGAGUCGCGGCAGGAGUUCGGGUCGCUGCCGCUGGAGGCGCAGAGGGUUCUCACGCACAUGCGCACGUCGAUGGAACACGAGGGCACCCAGCUGCCUCCCGCCGAGAAGGCGGAGUGCCUGGAGCUGCUGGACCGCGAGCAGAGCCUGUCGCCGACCUUCGGCAUCGUGCAGCGGCACGAGCGGCAGCGCCGCGUCGCCUCAGACGACGAGGGCGGCGCCUGGGUGCCGGCCGCGGGCGCCCAGGCGGCGUUGGGCGGCGAGGUCGCGAGGCUCCCGCGGCGGAGCAGCCCCGCGGACGAGCUCUUCAUCCCGGCAGAGCACGCCGCCGCGGAGAGCACUUGA